Messenger RNA from Phaedon cochleariae (mustard beetle), 2256 nucleotides. The record is from the annotation of a GenBank genome assembly. NCBI's taxonomy places the organism in Eukaryota, Metazoa, Arthropoda, Insecta, Coleoptera, Chrysomelidae.
AAAUGCCCAAAAUGAAAUGCUUCACUGCUUUGUGUUUGCUUCUUCUUCAACAUGUAGUGCUGGGUGAUAUUGUUAGCACACUCAAAAGUCAUCUUUCAGUGUCAGUCAGUAGUGAAUGUUCUAAUGCUUUGGAUUUGUAUCUGGAAAACUUGUAUCACGCUCCUGGAGAUGAUAAUUGGGCCUUAAAAAUGCUAGAUGCAAGUUCCAAAUUACCUACUGGACUGCUUUCUUACAAUUUUGGUGAAAUGGGUGACUUUGAGGAAUGCUUGGCAACAGAAUCACUAGAUCAUUCAAUCCAACCUAGGUACUGUUUGGGAGGCUUUUCCACGUCGAGUUUUCAGAAAAUAUAUGAACAAAACAGCUCAGAUCAUGAAAAAAUAUUGCAGCAGAUGAAUAUCAAAACAAGACUACGAAAUCUUCUAACACCUACAUUGAAUGACAAUAACGAAGAGGAAAAUAGGGCUGCCAGAAUGAUAACAGGUCCAAGUUGGGCUGUUUGUCUUCCUAAGAAUUGUUCGCAAACAGACAUCAACCAAAUAUUUUCCAAACUUUCAGUGGAAUUUACUUGUCAAACUAGGGAAGAUUUGGAUAUUCCACUCACUAGUGGGGCAAUCACAACUAUCGUUAGCUUUGUUGUUGUCAUCUGCAUAAUGAUAGCAUCGACUUCAUACGAUAUUUACUGCAACUCCACUACUAGAGUACCUCCAAACCCAGUUCUGAUUUCAUUUUCGAUAUAUACUAAUGGCAGCAAGCUGUUCAAGAUGGGAAAAUCAUCAGAGUUUUCUAGUAUAUAUGGAAUCAGAGUAAUAAGCAUGAUGUGGGUGAUUUUCGGUCAUACUUUUCUGGAUGCCAUAUCCGGACCAACUACAAACUUGAAGGCCGUUAUUGAGUGGUGCAAGCAGUUGGCCAGUAUGGUAGCUAUCAGUGGUACUUUGGCAGUUGACACAUUUUUUGUUAUUGGAGGUAUCGUAUUGGCUUACACUUUUAUGAAGAUGAAACACAAUGGAAUGGAAUUCAAAAUCUGUCAGUUUUACAUUCAUCGAUAUGUCAGGUUGACUCCCCCACUGGCAGCAAUGGUAUUAGUGACUGCAACUCUUUCAUCAUAUUUUGGCUCCGGACCCCAUUGGUCUUCAGUUAAGAUGGUUUUGGAAGAUGCUUGUAAGAAAGAUUGGUGGACAGCAUUAUUAUACACACAAAACUAUUACCAUGUUAGCAGUAAUAGCAUGUGUAUUGGGCAAUCAUGGUAUCUGGACGUUGACAUGCAGUUAUUCAUCCUGUCACCAUUGGUUCUAUUACCACUCUGGUACUAUCCAACGAUAGGGCAAUGUUUACUCUAUGGGUAUAUAGGCGCCACCAUCAUAACUAAUUUCUGCAUAGGUUAUAUCAAUGACUUGUCUGCUUUGUUGACUGCCCAAAUUAUAACACCAACAAUUGGAGGUGGCGAUAUGAUGUCUAUUCUUUAUAUGAAAACUCAUGCUAGAGCUACUCCCUGGCUGAUGGGGAUCUCAGUAGGAUAUUAUUUAUCACUAAUAAACUUCAAGAAUAAGACAGUUCCCCGGUUGCGAAGAGAGGUUGUAUUGGUUGUAUGGGCAGUUUUCCUUGCCGUUAUCCUGACUUGUGUGUUCGGAGGACAUUCGACCCUGAUGGGUCCUGAAUACGACAGAUGGGGAAAUUCUCUGCACAUCGCUUUAGUCAGACCUGCCUGGGCAUUAUGCGUCGCUUGGGUGAUUGUAGCCUGUUAUCUGGACUACGGAGGUCCGAUCAAUACGUUUCUCUCAUUACCUAUCUUCCAAGUACUCAGUAGAUUCACCUUCAGUAUAUACUUGAUCCACUUGAAUCUAAUUUACUACAGGAGCUUCUCCUACAAAACAGGAACACAUUUCAGUUUCUUUGAUAUGACAUGCCAAUUUUGGGUCUAUCUGAUAUAUUCCUUUGGUCUAUCGAUAUUUUGGACCUUAGCUUUCGAAUCACCCUUUAUUGCCUUAGAAAAACUUCUAUUGACAUGAUGGUUGUUCAGGAAUUAGGACUAGUUCUUCGGUCAGCAGAUAUACUCAAUUUCAGAAGCUUUCAUAUCGGCACCAGUCUCUUCAUCAUUCUUGUAUAAGGAGUACAAGUAUUAAGAGAGAUAUGGGAGUUGAUGUAAUAUUCGGAAGUAGAAAUGGAAACUCAAUUCACUAUAAGGUUUAUUAAUUUGUCAACUUGUAUUCGUCGAUGUCUAUAGUUGAAUAUUGUUAAAAAUAAAAUGAGUUAUUUUUA